AUUUACAGAUAUUAGUAAAGGUCACUUUUUGGUGAAUAGCAUAUAACUCAAGACCAAAAUUAGACUAUUCGAUUCCGUAACAUUUUUUCCCAAUAAGAUUGGAUGGUCAAUAUUGUAGUUAUUCCACAAGAGUUUUUUUUCUUAAUAUAGGUCUUUUCAAUAACUACUACAAACUAGUCUCUGCUUUGUUAUUUGUUUUAUGUUCAUCUAAUAAAUUAUUUACCCUAAACGUAAAUGAUUCGACAGGCCUUUCAUAUAUAAACAGUUUUGAUUUUUGAUUACUUUUAAAAUUUUUUUGCAAUGCUAAAUGUUAAAUAUUAUUAUUAAGAAGAAAAAUGGGCGUAAUGAAAUUAUAGAAUUUUCUUAGUAAAAAAUGACAAGCUUUUGUUCUGAAAGAUAUGUACUCCCAGUAAACUGUGUGCAUACUUUUAUUUUACUCUUAACUCAAAGGAAAAUUAGUUUAUUAUAAAAAAGCGCAUGAUCUAUAAACAAUAAAAUAAUGUUUAUUUACAACUAUCACAUAAUCAAUAGAUUUUUAAGAGAAUAUUGACAAGUAAUGACAGCUCAUCUUGGCAAUUGAAUAAUGUUGACAUUUCAAUGGAAUCAUAUUGUUUAAUCGUAACGUCAAAAAAUUAAAUCUUAAUGCAUUAUUUUGGUGUAAGUAGAUGAAAAGUCCUGAACUUAAGGGUCAUUAAUUUUUUCGAUUAUGGGCAAUAAUUUUUGUGAGCGGAGAUGGUGACAUCUCAACAAUGAAAAAAAACUAGGAGGAUGGAAAUCAACCGCAGUUUAUGAUGACUAAACUAGAACGAAGAAGGUAUGGAAGCAAUUAAGAAGUGUUAACAAUAUUACAAAAACAACAGUGUUUUUUUCCUGAUAAAUCUAGUAUUCUAUAUGCGAGUUAUGGCUAUAACCAUUGUAUAAAGAAUAGGAUAGUAGGUUAACCUUAUGAAGAUAUCAUUUGACGAGGUGGACGCCACCAAUAGAUGGGAGUGGAGAGUUGGAAUCCACAUCACGUCUUUUCUUACUGUGCGUCGUAGUUUGAAUUACGUGUUUUCUUAGCUUUGGUUGCCGAGUUACCCCAAUAACAGAUGGCGCCAAAAUUAUUUAAAAUAUUAUAUUCAACCCUUAAGCUGUGUUGUAAAGUUUCUUAUUUUGGGAGCCUAUAGCAAAGUUGCAAUUAGAGUUCAUUAUUGUAUUGUGUUCAUUUUGUUAUUGUUGAGUUUCGUUGGUUGUGCAUUUGGAUUAUUUUUUUAUUUGAAAAUCUUUGAACUUGGAUUAUUUUUCAAUUUUAAGGUAAGUGGAUAUUAUUACAAUUAAUAUAUAUAUAUCACUAUCCUCUUAGUUAAUAUAUUCAAAUUAUAAGAGGCGCUAGAUGUAUAAAUGCUACAGCUUACAAUUUCGGAAAAAAAACUGUAUAUUUAGCGAACUACUUACUAAAAUGUAUUUAUAUAACAAAUAAUCACUUCUUCUUUUCAAUUUUUUAGAAAUGGCUGGAAAUAAGUGUGUUUAUUUCAAGUGUGGACUAAGUAAGAGAUCAGAUCCUACAAUUAAAAUGUACCGAUUUUCUGUGAAUGUCCCUACCAGAUGUCAAAAAUGGAUCAUAUACUCGGGUAUUCACGCUGCAGCGAAAGAAACUGUUGCUUUGGCAGAAAGACAAUUUUUAACCAAUCAACAUGAAUGGCAGUUUGACAAUGCUUGGCAAGAAAUGCUCAAUAAUGCCACUAUGAAGGUUAUGGAAGCAGAAACGAACAAGGCAGAAUGUGGACGUGAUCAUCAACGAAAAGCAGCAGCUUUUAAAGAAAUUGAAGAAAAACUAAAAUUAGAAGAUGAAAAAUUUCAUAAAGCAAUCUUGAAAGCACGGCCUUAUUUUGACGAAAAAGUGGUUUGCCAGGAUCAAUUAAAUACUCAAAAGAAUCGAAUAGGAGCUUUAAAACAAGAAAUACUAAAUUCAAAACAAUCUUAUUCGCAAACUUUGAAGAAUCUAGAGCAAAUAUCAAAUGAAAUCCAUAUGAAAAGACAAGGGAAAAAGCACGAAAAUGAUAUUUUGCGUGGACCUCGAGAGCCAGGUGUAGGCGCCGAACUAACGUCUAAUUUCGAAGAAGUUUCGCUCACAAAACAAUAUCAGUCACUGCCAGAUAUUAUAACCGAACUUGAUAAAUACGACGAUUACAAUAGUGCCGUUGUUAGUUCAACUGUAAGUGAGAAAUAUGAUUGUGGAAGCGUAGAUAAUAUUGAUGAUGUGGGUAGUACAAUAAAAAAAUUAGAAUUAAAUAAAAGAUCCAUCGAAGGAACAAGUCAAACUGUUUUUGUUUCAGAAUUCCACUUAGGAAAACUAGAAAAAUAGUAUUUCAUCAAGUAUUCAAGAUUUUUUUUCUUCAGUUUUCUAAGAUUUGGUGAUUAUUUUCCUUAUAGCUUGAAUAUUUCCAACAUCUUCAAAUCAUAUAUUAAAAUAUAUCAUCACAUACACCUAAAACUUGCCAUUUAAAUAUAUUUAGUCGUGGAAACCACAAAUGUCAUGCUUUAAUUUGUGUAUGUACAAGUGUAGUCAUAUAAACGUGAAACAAUAUUUUUUAUUAAAAAAUCAACUUGGAGAAAACUAAUUUAACUAAAUAAGCCGCAUACUAAUAAACCUGAUUUAAUUCUAUUUUCGCACACAUGUCAGUAAGAAAAUGCGAUAAUUAUUCUUGGUUACUCAUUACACUAAAUAUUUUUUCCUAUUUAAAUGAAUUGUAAUGAAUGUUUGAAGCCGUUUUUCGUAUGCUGCUCAAGCAAGUUACUUGUAUUCUACUACUAGUUAUUUGUUGAGAGCUGUUUUUCCAUUUUAUAUAAAAAUGAUAACGAUGGUCAGUCAUAUAUCGUGGACUUAUUAUAUUUUGAGCCCCUAGAAGCAGCUAAUUAAACUUGUUAUAUUAGUGCAAUGAUUUAUAUCGGCAGUAAAUGCUACAUCAUAAUACCAUAAAAAAGUUUUGGAUUUGUAACCAAAAAUAUUUACAUAAAUAGAUAUUGCAAAAAAUAUACGUACCAUAUAACACAUAGAAAAAUGUGCAAUUAAUUAGCGGUUAAUUUAAAUUCUCAGUGUCUAACACUUUGAAGUCAGGUUGUGAAAAAUGUGUAAAAAUUAUUUUUCCUCUAAUAAACAAAUUUCAUUCUACUAAAUAGUAUUUAAUUUCAAUUAAUUAGCAACCAGAAGUAUGAUUAGAAUGCGAGAUCCAGAAACCUCCCAUAGUUACACUAAUAUUUUGAACUACUUCAAAAUUUCAUUGGUUAUAUACAGAUUAAAGACUCUCUAGAUACACACCAUUCAUGUAUAUUAAUUUAAUAGAUGUUUUGGAACUGGAAUUUAAUCCUGCUGUCUAUAUUGUAAAUUCAAUUCUAUGACAUGGAAUUCUUACCAAAUCUACUCACAAGACAUGUACAUCUACACUUUUAUAAAGUAAACACUACAGAGUAGAGGUGAUCGCAUUCAUGACACUGACAAAAAUACACUAACACAUAAGUUCAACGUUUUCUCAAGAGGGGUCACCUAACAAAGAUAAAUAAUAUAAACAAAGACAAAACUACAAUACAAGUAAAAAACUUUCGAGUCAAUUUCACAAUACAAUAUUACAUUUGACAUCCACAAGCUGAAACGAUGCAGUUAUGACUGCCGUUGAUAAAUUAACAAUCCCUCAACCAGAUCCUACAAUGACACACACGCAAUGACUAAAGUAGAUAAAAAAUACUGCAAAUAAUGACACGGCACAACAAAUGAGAUAAAACUGACACAGGACGAAAUACUUUUACAAUCUCCAAGGCAGUAAGGAAAAUACAUGUGGUAUUGACAUUGGAGACUAUAGGACUCGGACAAAUAACUUUUAUUACAGUAGAUUUGAACUAAAAUGCACUGCAAAAACUGAAGACCAUAUCAAAAACCACUGUACGUUACAAGAAAGACAGAUAGAAAAACUUGACAUACGUACUACUCGAUUAUGGACAUACAAACGAAAUAAAAACGACUGGAGAGAAAAAAUUAUUACUAAUGAAGAAUUAAAUUCUUAUCUAGAAGCUUAACACGGUCGGCGUAAUGCAAAAGUCAAAUUGAACAUUUCCCCGAAACAAAUGACAAACAAGAUCUUCUAUUCUCGAGUUUGUGAAUUUCGAUAGCUGGGAAAGGUUCUUUCGAAAAUGGUCUCGAUAGAUAUUUAAUCACAUUGUCCAGUUUAUUAUUUUAUAUAAAUAACAAACUGAUUUGAAACUUGAAAUAUUUUCAUCACAUUGUUUAUUUGUGGGAUUCACAACAUAAUAUGUUGACUAAAUCCCCAUUAAAGGUGUAUAUCCAGAAAGUUUUUAAUUCAUGGUAUUUAAAUAAGAAAGUUUGGAAAAAUAAUUAUAUCGAUUUUACAAUUUAUAUUUUAUAGUCAUUCAAUUGAUCUGUUAAUUUAGCGUUUUUGUUAGUACAAAUAUUGUAAGAAUUUUAUGUGCACUAAGAAACUGCAUUGCAUACGAACAUUAUUAAAUUUAUAAUUAUUUGUA
Messenger RNA from Diorhabda carinulata, 4512 nucleotides. RefSeq names its product SH3 domain-binding protein 5 homolog (gene pcs). Gene Ontology annotation, molecular function: protein kinase inhibitor activity. Gene Ontology annotation, cellular component: cytoplasm. NCBI's taxonomy places the organism in Eukaryota, Metazoa, Arthropoda, Insecta, Coleoptera, Chrysomelidae. The transcript is spliced from 3 exons. The record is from RefSeq and is a predicted model, not a curated record. Gene Ontology annotation, biological process: intracellular signal transduction; negative regulation of protein tyrosine kinase activity. The coding region runs from base 1487 to 2344 and encodes 285 amino acids.